ACGGCGGCCGGUAGGGACCAUACGCUGCUGUGACAGCCGUGAGCGCAACUCGUUCCCCACGUGGACGCAUAGACUGGGCGGGCACGUCUGUUGGCAGGCACAGCCCCUCACGUCAGCAUGAGGAUGGCCUCCAAGCGCAUCAGCCAGGAGACCUUUGAUGCAGCUGUGCGUGAGAACAUCGAGGAGUUUGAGAUGGGGCCGGAUGAAGCUGUGAGGGAGGCCAUGGAGCAGUUUGAGUCACAAGGCAUUGAUCUGAGCAACAUCGUGAAGACGGUGCCCAGAGUCUCUGCAGAGGGACCAGAGGAGCCAGAACACGAAGUCCUACAGGCCCUGGACGCCCUGCGGGAGGCCGUGGCCUGCUCCCAGCCGCGAGAAGUAUCGGUGCCCCUGGCCCGCUUCCGUGAUCAGUGCCAGCAGCACAGGCCCUGCCGCUUCCUGGCUGCCCAGAAGGGAGCCUAUCCUGUGCUGCUUGCCAUCUGGCAGCUGGCUGCAGCAGGCGACCCAGCCCUCCUGCUCCAGGUGCUGGACGCCCUCACUGUGCUGACAGAUGGCCAGCCCGACCUGUUGGAUGCCCAGGGCCUGCAGCUGCUGGUGGCGACGCUGUCUCAGGGUGCUGGAGUAGCCAACCUCACCUGCGCUGCGCUCCGCCUGGUGCGCCAUGUCUGCCUGAAGCAUGAGCAGAACCGUCAGGCCCUGGUCAAGGCUGGAGUGCUGCCCCUGCUGACUGGAGCCAUCGCCCAGCACAGCCGCUGCGCUGACGUCGUCCGGGAGGCCUGCGGGGCACUCCGCAUCAUGACCUUCGACGACGACAUCCGCGUGCCCUUCGGCCAUGCCCACAGCCAUGCCAAGAUGAUUGUGCAGGAGAACCGAGGCUUGAAGGUGCUGGUCAAGGCUGCCCAAGCAUUCCCUGAUGACCCCGGCGUCCUGGGUGAGCUCUGCAGCACCCUGUCACGCCUGGCUGUCCGCAAUGAGUUCUGCCAGGAGAUUGUGGACAUCGGGGGCCUGGGCAUCCUGGUGGGCUUGCUGGCUGAUUACACCAACCACCAGCCCAGAAGCCAGGAGAGGGGGCCAAGGCUGACUGCUAUGUCCUCACCACAGGACCUCAUGAAGCAGGUGCUGAGCGCCCUGCGGGCCAUCGCAGGCAACGACGAUGUGAAGGACGCCAUUGUUCAUGCUGGCGGGGCCGACUCCAUUGUGGCCACCAUGACCCGGCACUUGGCCAGCCCCCAGGUGUGCGAGCAGAGCUGUGCGGCCCUGUGUGUCCUGGCCCUGCGCAAGCCGGAGAACAGUCGGGUCAUCGUAGAGGGCGGCGGGGCCCUGGCUGCACUGGAGGCCAUGAAGGCGCACCCACAGGAAGUUGGCGUGCAGAAACAGGCCUGUAUGCUGAUCCGAAACCUGGUGGCCCGCAGCCAGGCCUUCUCACAGCCCAUUCUGGACCUGGGAGCUGAGGCGCUCAUCUCAAAGGCCCGUGCUGCCCACCGUGACUGCGAGGACGUGGCCAAGGCCGCCCUGCGGGACCUGGGCUGCCGCGUGGAACUUUGUGAGCUGUGGACAGGCCAGAAGGGUAACCUGGCACUGUGACCAGCUCAGGCACAGGGACUCAGGGUGAGUCAGGGGCUGCAGCGGGCAUGGCCCCCUGUGCUUUGUGCAGCAGCUGGGCCCACCUGCUCCCACUGUCAGGUGCAUCUGACAACAGCUGGCAAGAAGCACCCAGUCCUGGCUGCCCCGGCCCCUCCUCCUGGCCCUUUCCUCCCAGAAGGACUUUCACAGUGUUGGCAGGAGCACAGGGCCCUACUGCCUGCCGCCACCCCAUGAUGUCUGGCAUCCACUGCUGG
This is a messenger RNA of Trichechus manatus latirostris (Florida manatee), 1835 nucleotides long. RefSeq names its product armadillo repeat containing 6 (gene ARMC6). The record is from RefSeq and is a predicted model, not a curated record. Gene Ontology annotation, biological process: hematopoietic progenitor cell differentiation. Gene Ontology annotation, molecular function: protein binding. The transcript is spliced from 8 exons. The coding region runs from base 118 to 1581 and encodes 487 amino acids. Lineage: Eukaryota; Metazoa; Chordata; Mammalia; Sirenia; Trichechidae.